Seriola dumerili (greater amberjack) is the source of this 2332-nucleotide messenger RNA. It is a transcript of the gene necab3, whose product is annotated as N-terminal EF-hand calcium-binding protein 1-like. Bases 160 to 1269 code for a protein of 369 amino acids. Gene Ontology annotation, molecular function: calcium ion binding. The record is from RefSeq and is a predicted model, not a curated record. Gene Ontology annotation, biological process: regulation of amyloid precursor protein biosynthetic process. NCBI's taxonomy places the organism in Eukaryota, Metazoa, Chordata, Actinopteri, Carangiformes, Carangidae. The transcript is spliced from 13 exons. Gene Ontology annotation, cellular component: Golgi cis cisterna; endoplasmic reticulum; cytoplasm.
GUCUCCGAGUCUCCGCCUGCUCCGCUAUAGCUUUCACACCUGCCACCUGCCUGUCCUCCACCACACCUCAACCUCCACUUCACUUCACCUCACUUCACUUCAGCCGUCAACAGUUGGAGCGAUCUGCACCAAUCAAGGUGUGUCUCGACGCGUUCAAAGAUGCUGGCUUGUACGGAGAUGAUCACUAUGUGCCUGCAGUCGGCCAAACAGAAGCAUCUUCGGGCUCAGCUGCAUCAGCAGCAGCAGCAGCAGCAGCAGCAGCAGCCGCUCCACAGCACCGGGCAAGGGCUUACUAUCUUUCAUGAUAUUUUCCGCCGAGCAGACAAAAACGAUGAUGGCAAGCUGUCAUUUGAAGAGUUCAAUGCUUACUUUGCGGAUGGGAUCCUGACUACAGAGGAGCUACAGGAGCUUUUCUACUCCAUAGAUGGCCGACAAAAUAAUAAUCUGGACACUGACAAGCUAUCAGAUUACUUUUCUCAGCACCUGGGGGAGUAUAUCAAUGUCCUUUCAGCUCUGGAGAGCCUGAAUAUUGCCAUUUUAAAGGCAAUGGAUAAAACUAAAGAGGAGUACCAGGGUUCCAGUGUGUUGGGCCAGUUUGUCACCAGGUUCAUGCUAAGAGAGACAUCCAGUCAGCUGCUGUCUCUACAGAGGUCACUGCAGUGUGCCAUGGAGGCUGUGGAAGAGCAGAGCAGCCCUGCCCCGAGAGAGGUAAAGGCACCUGAGCUGACAGCAGUACAGAGGAAUGGCAGGCGGUGUGGUCGGAGGGUCCAUAAUAACCUGUGCAUGUCCCCAUCAGAUCCCUGCUCUGGCAUCCUGACCACAGGUGUGAACAUGGAAGAUGGAGAGAACUGGUGCUCCCAAAUCAACAGGCUGCAGCAACUACUGGAUAAACUGGAGUGUCAGAGUCCCAAGCUGGAGCCACUGAAAGAGGACACACUGGCCAGCACGUACAAGUCUAAUAUCUUGCUGGUUCAGAGGCAGAUGACUGUGACCGAUGAAGAUCUGGACAACUUCCGGAAAGUUCUGAAAAGCUACAUCGAUUCCACCUCAGCCCACUCUGACAACCUGCAUGUGUCCGUUCACAAGCUCCCAGGAAAGUCGUGUUACAUAAUGUAUGAGUUCUGGCAAGACCGCAUCUCCUGGAUGAGCUAUCUGCAGUCCAACAGCAGUAAAGAUUUCCAGCGCUGCAUCAUUGACAUGUUGGAGGAUGCUGAAGUAGUAUCUACUAUGUUGCUCCCAGCUUCCUGGUGGAUUAUGACUAACAACUAAUGAGUGAAUCCAGAAUGUCACAUCUACUGCCUACACUGUCACACGGACAAAGACACACUGGCGGAGCAACCCACCCACUCGCAUGCACACACUCACUCACUCACACACACAUGCAUUCAAAUACGCACGCAUACACACAUACAGAAGAAUUCAAAAGGCAUCCAUGUGUUUGAAAGCAACAGGAGACAGAGACAAUGGCGUCACCCAGCAUUCUCCAGCAGCAUCUUUUAAUGUUCCUCUGUCUUUGACUGCUCAUUAUUGUGCCGCUUAUAUCAAAAGGGAUAGUUGACACCCUAUAGCCAAUUUAUAGACUUGAAAGUGACUGAUUCUCUGCAAUGCAAAAGCCAAUUUUUUUUUUUUUUCAUUUAUAUUUUUAUUCAUAACCCUGCAGUGCUUGUUUGAUAUUAUUCCAGUGGAGAAAAGCCAAGAAGACACUAGUAUAGGUUACUACAGCGAUCCUAAAUUGGAAUGAAAAUUACAAUGCCUGUGGUGUUUUUGGGCUUUUGAUGAGUUGUGUACUGAUGAAUACAAUUAAACUGGAUGAAAAAGCAGACUGGAUGAGGAGAUGGAGAGUUCCUACGGCCUAAACAUGCAUGCUGAUGACUGUGGCCAAGAGCUUUCAGGAAUAGUUCCUUUAAAUCCUGGCUUGUAUAAUGUUGUAUGAUAUUGUAGAACUGUAUUUCCUUCAUUUAGCUACCUUACUGUAAUGUGCACAGAACGCCAAAAAAAAAAGCUAUUAUUAUAAAAGCUACACCUGCCCUGACAUCUAUCUGCAGUACUGCUAGAUAUAGUGGUCAGUUAUUUCUCUUAGUUUCCUCUCCUCAUUCUUCAGCCUGAGACACCUUCUUUGUCUCAAAUGUAAAAGUAUCUCUAAAAAUGUGCGUUAACACUCUGUGAGGAGACUUUAUUGUAUCACUACAUUAUAAAGAGAAAAUAUAUUUAAAGUAUCUUGUAUUUAUUUUGAUCAUGGUAGAGCUCAUUCCGUCUGUACAUUUGGACCUCGGAUAUAUUCAUAUUUCUGUUGUGCUUUGAUUUGGUAACGAACACCAAUACCUGUAAACAA